This is a messenger RNA of Podarcis lilfordi (Lilford's wall lizard), 15018 nucleotides long. Lineage: Eukaryota; Metazoa; Chordata; Lepidosauria; Squamata; Lacertidae. The record is from the annotation of a GenBank genome assembly.
AUGGUGACAACGUUCAAGGUGGCAGUGCUGGGAGCUCAAGGGGUCGGGAAGAGCGCCAUUGUCCGCCAGUUCCUCUACAACGAGUUCAGCGAGGUCUGUGUCCCCACCAAGACCCGACGCGUCUACCUGCCCGCUGUGGUCAUGAACGGCCACGUCCACGACCUGCAGAUCAUGGACUUUCCCCCAAUCACGGCGUUCCCAGUAAACACCUUACAGGUAGGUCUCCCUCGCCUGCUCAGGCCUGCAGAGGACGGCUCUGCCUGGAGGGGGCAGCAGAGGAUGGCCCAUUGUCUGCCAUCUCCAUCUCCUGUGGGAGCCAGACCAGAUCCAUAGUUUUCCACCUCUUCAUACGGGACUCUGGAAAUUGUAGCUCUGGAAGAGGAACAGGCUUCCAAACAAGCCUCAACAACUUUGAACCAUUCUUUGAGGGAAGCCAUUUGUAUUGAAAGAGGCGUCGCAGUGCUUUAAAUGUAUGACAUGAGUCUGGAGUUUCAAUGUCCAAAUGCGUCGUCGUGCACGCAGAGAAACAGCUAUGCCAGGCACAAGGUUAAUUCUGAAUCCUUCUCCCAGACAUGCUAGCUUUCUACAUGCAAGGAGUGAUACGAAUCUCCACUUGCCCACAGCGUGUCCCUUCCUGGCCACAUGCACAGCAUACAUUUAGAGAACUAGGAUGCCAGUUUAAACAGCCGUGGCUUCCCCCAAAGAAUCAUGGGAGCUGUAGUUUCUUAAGGGUGCUGAGAGUUGUUAGGAGGCCCCAAUCUCCCUUUACAUAGCUACUAUUUCCCAGAGUUAAUUGAGAAGAGGGAUUACCGUAAUUGUUAAACCACUCUAUAUUAGAUGAAAGUUCUCAUAGAAAUCCCAUUAUUAAUAAUAGUACCAGGCCUGGUCCACUGAUGAGGUAAGGUAAGAUGCUCACCUGAACUGGCGGAAGCCAAGAUGCAACACCCGCCUUGCCUCUGCCACCCGCCCCGCCAACUCUGCCACCAGCAUUGGUUUCUAGCAAGAUCUCACUGAAGCCUUGUGAGAUCUCACGGAGCACAUGAGGUCUCACAAGACCUCAGCAAGAUCUCACAAAAUCUCACCAGAAGUUGGUGUCUCUGCCGGUGCUUUGUGGGUAUGCAGCGCAGGCAAAAGAGGUGUGAGGCAGGUGGUGUGGCACAGGAGCGCAGCAUGGGGAGGGGGCAGGAAGGCCGUUGCCCCAGGGGCAGGAUUUUGAGGGGGCACAAGCCAGGAACUCCUAUGCAGGGAUCCCCAUCCUGCCCUGCCUGCCGCAGGGGGUCCCUGGGUUCUUGAGCCCAGCCGGCCUUGCUGCUGUGGCCCCAACCCCCCUCACACCUGGCCAGUAUUAGGGGGCCAGUAUUAGGGGGAUGCACCUGCCAAGGGCUGCGUCGGCCAGCUAGGCUCCCCCCUGCACUUGCAGGCAAUGCAGCAAGGCCCAGGAACCCCCCACGCCCCACUCCUGCGGGUAGAAAGUGCCUUAUUUUGGUUUCCUGUAAGCAUCUCUGGCAGCCUUUUGGGCUGAAAAAAGGGCCACAAAUGCUCUAAAUAUAGAAAUAAUAAAUAGACAUGGCAUGGCUGACUGGUAAGAACCCUGAUCAGGAAUACACACACCCAACACAACCUUUGGUUGUAGGUCCCCCGUAUAAUAAGGUAAUAACUAUGUUGUCAGUUGCCAAAGAUCUGGUACACUGCCCUUUUAUUCAUGCCCAUUUUCAGAGCAGGAUUAAUUCUUUUCCUACAGCUUCAGCCUGAGAACGUAACUUCAAAAGCCUCGACUUUACCUUUCCUUUCUUAAAAUGAUGGUCCCUCGUUUACAGAGUCACAAUGGAGAGAGAGAGAAAUCUAAGAAAUCUCUGGGUAGCCUUUCUAAGGCUUGACACCCACAGCCUCCAAUUUCCUAGCAGGGGUUUGGAAGACUCAUUGCCUACCUAUUUAUUUAAUUUUUUUUUUUUUUAAUUGAUAUUUAUUAAAUUUUCAAAAAGUAACAAAUAACCACAAACAUUUCCAAAAAAAUUUGAAAAUACAAAUAAAACAAAAAUAAUACAGAAAUAGUAAAGAAGAAAAAAAACCAGCCGCAAAAAGAAAAAAAGAAAGACAGAUAAACAGAAAUAUAAAAUCCUUUACGAUCUCCAUUAACUUCCUUUCUAGACUUCCUCCUCCUUCCGUCUCUUGUUUCUUAGUAUUUAAUUUUUACAGCAAAUCCUUUCUGUUUUUCAUAACAAUCUAUCAUUGCGUUUCCUUAUUCUAUUUUCCCUCUUGUCAUAUAAAAACUUUAAAACACAAACCUUAUAUUCAAUAUUUAGAAAAUUCUAACAACAUUACCUUUUUCAAAUCAUUUACCAAUCCUUACUUAAGUCAUAUAAUUUCAUUCAACAUCCUUCAAACAUUUAUAAACAUUCCCAAUAUUAGAAAAUAAGAAAGCAAAAACAAUAAGUCAGAUUCAAUCCAGUCAACUUCCAGCCUCCCCUCCCCUGGACCCGGGAUUGUCAGUCCUUUUAACCUCAAUAAUCCGGCUCCUUAACCUGGUUGUCUCAUAUCCGAAGCCCUCAAGUCUCUUUCUUGCCCCUUUCGCCACUCUUGUUGAUAUUUCCCUUUCAGUCGUGGAUACUCCAGCAAGAAAAUGCUUUUGACUCUUUGCAGCAAGUCCAUCCCAAACCCAUUGCCCAAGCCAGACAGCAGAUAAUACCACUUCCAAUUUCCACGAAACUUGGAGACUUCGAAUACUCCAUUCCUCUGAUGGCCCAUCACUAGACUCGGAAAGUCCAAAUAACCAUAUAGAGGGGUGUCAAUCCAUCCCCCCAUUUCCAAAUCUGACCACAUUUCAUCUUUCCGAAUCAGGUUUGUCCCAAGUUCAUUUAUCAAGUUCAAAGGCUGAUCUUGCCCAUCCAUAAGUCCCUCCAUCUCUGAAGCCUCCGUCGCUACAGCAGGUUCAUAUACUUGUAUAGACUUUAACUGAAUUUCAUUUGUUUGCUGCUGUGCUCUGGUAACUUCCGUCCUCAUCAAGGUCGACUCCUGACGCAUCUGGUCCAGCUGGGCACUUAAUUUUGCAAAACCUUCCAGGAACACUUGUUCAAGCCUUUGUACAAGCAUUGUCCUUCAAGGUCAGAAAAAAUUCUUUCCCACGAGAAUGAUCCUUCUCUUUUAAACUCUCUGCAUUGCAAUUUCACUCAGUUCCACUAGAUGGAAAACCCUUUUUUUUUUUUUUAAGAGGGGGAAAAACAACAGUAACAAUCUUUCUUUUUCCAGAAACUCUUUAUCCAAAAUUCCCCUUUCAAAUUCAAGAGGCAACAGUAGAAUCAAAAUGUUACCCUUCUUUUAACUAUCUGUCGAGCUGGAUAAGCUUCAAAACGUCAGUUCUGACAGCCCGCUCCUGGUUCAGGGCGGUGGAAAAUUACUUUAUUUUAAACUCACUCCCGCAGGGUUGAAAAGAUCAAAACAACCCCCUUCUUCUCCUGCAAUCGAAGGGGGGGUUCAGAAAUCUUAGAUGUUGAAUUUUAGUUCUCUCAGAAUUUAGUUUCCAGGCUUUAGUAUAAUUUGUCUUUGCUUUCUUCACGUAACAAAAGAACGGAAGGCGACUUCCUGUUUAGACCUUUCCGUUCCGAGUCCCAAUUAAAUUCAAUUUCAAGUUCAAGUCCAAUGUUAUUUAUUUAUUCACCAAUCUUAAAAGUAGUUCAGCUCUUCCAGGAUCGGGUACUCACGGAUAGAUGUUUUAGAUGCCAAAUUGUCCAGGAAAAGGCAGCGCUCUCCGAAAACGGCAGUGCGGCUUUGCUGCACGGAGGAAGCAGACGACUCACAGCACCACGCACCUCCCACUCCGGAGCCCGUUACCGGGCUCCUGCUACAAGGGAGAGAGCGCUCUCGGUGCCCGCCGAGUCCCACGCCCACAGGCUUCUUCCGCCUGUGGUUUUAAGGGUCCCCGCUGCGCCGUAGCGGCAGGACCCAAGCCUCCGUGCAGCGGGUUCCCUUCAGUUCGAAGGGAAUUCCGCCAUUUUUCGGAGGCGCCACCCCGGAAGCCUACCUAUUUAUUUAAAACAGGAAGUCUUAGUUUGCCUUCGUGCAUUGACAGUGGGCUUCUCAGUGACACCUGAGUGGAGCUGGAAACUGGACCAGGUAGAUCUGUCGGAGAGCUCUUGGGUUUUUGUUGAUCUUGAUGGCUAGGAAUGAAACCUCCAUGUUCAGAGGCAGUCUACCACCCAUGGGUAAACUGUGGGAGAGGACGAUUGUCUUCAAGCCUUGUGGGAGGAGGCACCAAAUGGGCCACUAUCUAGAAAGUCUGAUGGUGAUGAUUUUCUUCUCAUUAUCUUCUUAUUAUUUGAAAGCCUCAUGCCGGGGGGCCAAAUGUGGCCCUCGGAACUCUCUCUCAGGCCACGCCCCUCCCUGCCUCUUCUUCACACCCCACAUGCUUUUGUCAGGCUGGGAUGGGUCCUUGAACUCUGACGAAGCCUCUUGCUUGCUUGCCUGGAUGGAUGGAUGAUAGAGAAGGGUGUGCGCUAAAGGGGAAAUAAAUGCUCCACCCCUUUUGCCUCUGGCCCUGCAAGUGCUGUCUGGGGCUGAUGGGACCUGCAGUCCAACCACAUCUGGAGGGCGCCAGCUUGGCCAAGGCUGUUUUGCAGCAAUAUACAGUGGUACCUCGGUUUUUGAAUGUCUCCAUUGGUGAACAAUUCAGUUUUCAAACGCCAUAACCCCGGAAGUAAAUGCUUUGGUUUUCAAACUUGCCUCGGAAGUCCAACAUGCCACAUGGCUUCUGUAUUGAGCUUUUUGUAUUGAUGCUUCCGUACUGAGUUUUUGGUUUUCAAACGUUUCGGAACUCGGAUGGUCUUCCAGAACAGAUUACAUUCGAAAACUGAGGUACAACUGUACAGUGCUACCUCGGUUUACGGACUUAAUCCAUUCCAGAAGCCCAUUCUUAAACCAAAUCUGUUCUUAAACUGAGGCGUGUUUUCCCCUCAUGAGGCCUCCUGCCGUUGGCUGAUGCCCUUCCACUGUUCGGCUUCUGUUCAUAGACCAAGGUAAAGUUUGCUAACCGGAACACCUACUUCCGGUUUUGUGGAGUUCAUAAACCGAAUAGUUUGUUAACAGGGCUGUUUGUAAACCGAGGUACCGCUGUACAUGUUAAGCUGUAAUUUGCAGUUCGCAACAGAAGCCGUAAGCUGGCAUUGAACGGUUCAGCCUGAAUCUCCAGGUGGCUGCAAGGAACCUGCCACUGUAGAGGCAGCGUCUCUCACCCCAGGCAGUGGCGUAGCGUGGGUGGCUGGUGCCCGGGGCGGGGCAAGUGUUGUGCUGCCCUGGUGAACCGAUCAGCGGUCAGUCCCUUUGCUGGCCAGAAUCUAAUGAAGGGUUGUAUCUCCUUGCACACUAACCCCACCCUGGGAGCCCGUAUAAAGAAGCUGUGUCAACUCGCCCUCCUGUCCUUGCCUCAAGGCGCUCUGGACAAUGCAAAUGGCUCCAGCAGUGCUUUCCCACCUUUCUCUUCCUCCCUUCUUCCUCGGUGGGCACUGGCGCCGCCCUCCCCCUCCCCAUCCUCCCUCUCAGCUGACCCAGGGGCGGCCAUGUUUGGGCCUCUUUUCAAUGGCGACAAGGAGAAGGAGGCGCUUCCCCCGCCUGGCUUGGGCAUGGCUUGCCUCCCCGUGGCUCUGGCCUCGAUGAGGGAGCCUGUCGGGGGGGCACCUAGUUGCUCCUCCCUGCGAAAUUUGCACCCGGGGCCACAACCCACGCUAUGCCAAUGACCCCCCAGCCAGCUUCCGGGAUGCAGGGUGACGUCUCUCGUUCUCCUCUCCUGCGUCUUCCUGGGGGGGUGGGGUGCGGAGGAGCAGGUGACGAGGAAGAUUUGCGUGCGGGAAGAAGGAAAGGUCAACGAAUGAGGCAAUCGGAAAUAGCACAGGAUAAAUGAUCAACAGAGGCAUAUGGCGGGGACAAACUGGAUUGGGCCCAUGCCUUGGAAUGCAAAUGGGGUGGGUGGGUGUGAUGCAGGAGCAGAUGGAGGCUUGUAAGGGGGGGGGAAGGAGAAGCUUUGCUGGAGAUGGUGACAUUGUUGGGCAGGACCCAUAAGGAGGCAGCCUGUCAGAGAGGAGGGGAAGGAAUCUUGUUUCCUUCCACAUUGAGAAAGGGGGAAAGGGGGGAAUUUGCAUCCAUAGCUCCACCCACUUUCAUCUCUGGCCCUGCCCACCACUGACGUGUGGCCCCUGGGAGUUCAAGCACAAAGGAAUGUGGCCCUCUGGCUGGAAAGUACUUGGUCUUGACCUUUAAAAGCCUAAAUGGCCUCAGCCCAGUAUACCUGAAGGAGCGUCUCCACCCCCAUCGUUCUGCCCGGACACUGAGGUCCAGCACCGAGAAGCCAAUUUACAGGAAAAUAAGCAGAGGGCCUUCUCGGUAGUGGCACCCGCCCUGUGGAACGCCCUCCCACCAGAUGUCAAAGAGAAAAACAACUACCAGACUUUUAGAAGACAUCUGAAGGCAGCCCUGUUUGGGGAUGCUUUUAAUGUUUAAUAGGUUAUUGUAUUUUAGUGUUUUGUUGGAAGCCGCCCAGAGUGGCUGGGGAAACCCAGACAGAUGGGCAGGGUAUAAAUAAUAAAUUAUUAUUAUUAUUCCCUCCCCUGGCCAUAUACCUUGGUUAUCGAACUUCAUCCAUUCUGGGAGUCUGUUCGACUCCCGAAACUGUUCGAAAACCAAGGCGCAGCUUCCACUUGGCUGCAGGAGCUUCCUGCACUCAAUCAGAAGCUGCGUUGGACAUUUGGCUUCCAAAAAACGUUCCCAAACCAGAACACUGACUUCUGGGUUUGCGGCGUUUGGGAGCUGAUUUGUUCGACAACUAAGCCGUUCGAGAACCAAGGUACGACUGUAGAUCAAAGUAGCACUGGGAAUCAGGCUUUGAAACAAAGAAGAACCAAAGAAGAGGCCUGCUUCAUCAGGCCAGUGGCCCACCUGGUCAUGGAAUCCUUGAAACAUAGAAUUGUGGCAUUUGAAGGUAUCCCGGCGGUCAUCUAGUCCAACCCCCUGCCUUGUUCCAGCAUCCUCUUCUCACAGUGGCCAACUAGAUGUCUAUUUUCUGGGAAGCCUGCGAGCAGGAGCAGAGCACAAGAGCCCUCUCCCCUCCUGUGGUUCCUGGCAACUGGUAUUCACAAGUAUUGCUGCCUCCACCUGUGGAGGCAGAGCAGAGCCAUCGUGGCCAAGCAGUAGCAGCCCUCUCCUCCUCCAUGAAUUUGCCCAACCUUUUCCCAAAGGCAUCUAGGUUGAUGACCAUCCUAGCCUCCUGUGGGAGGUAGUUCCCCAGUUUAACUACACUGUGUGCUGCUAGUAGCCAUCGAUGGCUUUCUCCUCCUUUCUAUGGCCUUCUCCUCCAUAAAUGGCCGUAUAACAACAACAACAACAACAACAACAACAACAACAACAACAACCCACCCAUCUGGCUGGGUUUCCCCAGCCACUCUGGGCUGCUUCCAACAGAAUAUUAAAAUACAAUAGUCUGUUAAACAUUAAAAGCUUCCCUAAACAGGGCUGCCUUCAGAUGUCUUCUAAAAGUCUGGUAGUUGUUUUACUCUUUGACGUCUGGUGGGAGGGUGUUCCACAGGGCGGGCGCCACUACCGAGAAGGCCCUCUGCCUGGUUCCCUGUAGCUUUGCUGCUCGCAGCGAGGGAACCACCAGAAGGCCCUCAGCGCUGGACCUCAGUGUCCGGGCAGAACGAUGGGGAUGGAGACACUCCUUCAGUAUGCAGGACCGAGGCCUUUUAGGGCUUGAUCUUUGAAGCACACUUUGAAUUGUGCUUUGAAACGUACUCAAACAUAUAGACUGGUUUGAAAGCCUGUGUACAAUACCAGCCAAAAUUUCAGAAUCCAGAGAGUGAAAACAGAUAUCCUAUUAUUAUUAUUAUUAUUAUUAUUAUUAUUAUUAUUUGAAGAUGAAAUAGGAAGCUGCCUUUAACUAGGCUAACCCAUUGGCCCACCCAACCUAAUAUUUUUUACUCUUAUUGGCAGCAGCCCCCCAGGAUCUCCAGGCCCAGAAAAGUUUUUCUUAGGAACUUGAUCUAUUUCCUUUCAGUGGAUCGUGCCACCAGGGUUUGAACACAGCUCUUUCUGUGUGCAAGGCAGGAGAGGGGUUUCUGCUGCUGAACGAUAAGCCCACCCUGCGGAGCUCCUGCCAUGAGCAGAAUGGAUUAUGCAAAAUGAGAGAGGGGUCUCCCCUCCCCCAUUCUCCUCUCCACUUUUCUUUUCGAUUUGCACUAUUUUUAACAUGGCUCAGGAUUCCAGGUUUCUGGUCUCUCUGUUUCUUGGGUGUUGUUGUUUUUUGCAACCUAAAAUUCAAUUUUCUACGUUUUGCAGCAAUCCGCAAUUAUUGGUGUUUUACUGCAAAUUUCUCCUGAUUAAUGCAGGUUUGACUGACGUAUACAUGUUUAUAAGCAUUUCCCCAAAUAUGGCGUAUGUUAUUUCCCCCCUCAUAAUGCAUUUUUGGAAACCUAGUUUGGUUGGAGAAACACAUCGCAAAUUUUGGGUGCAUAUGAAUUUCAAAAGAUUGCUGUAUUUUGGUUCCUCUGCUGCGUCAGAAAGUACAAAUUGGAUAGAUUUGGCUUUAAAUGAAUACUGAAUUGGAAACCUCAUCAUCCUUACUUCUUGCAAGAUUUGGAUUGCCUGGGUACAAAGCACUAUCAUCACCACCAUUAAAAAACCCAGAAUUCACAGGAAAACAGCAUGCUGACCCUCCCUUGGAGUUUAGUGACAAAAAGGAAUUUGAGAUAAGUGUUAAAACAUCCUUGGACUACAGUGGAGCCACACUCACAGAUUUUGAACCUACUGACCCUACCACAGCUUAGAAGACUGGCUUAGUGGUUAGAGUGUCCGACUACGACCGUCUGGGAGAGAGACCUGGGUUCAAAUUCCCCUCUCAGCCAAGAAGCCUGCUGGGUGACUGUGGGCUGGUCCCUGUCUCUCAGCUUAACCUACCUCACAGGGUUGUUGUGAGGUUGAAAAUGUCAAAGUGGGAACCAUGUACACCACCUUGAACUCCUUGGAAGAAAGGUGGGAAGGAAAUGUAAUGAUAAAUAAUAACACAUUUCAUCUAAAUAUAUGGGACUUCUGACAUAGGGGGCAAACGGCGGCCUUCCAAGCCUCUCUAUCCGGCCCUCAGAACUCUCUCCAGGCCACACCCCUCUCCUUAGACCACAGCCCUCACCAGCCCUGCUUCGGACCCCGAGUGUCUUUGCCUGACUAAAAUAUGCCCUUGAACUCAAAUAAUGCAUUUUCCUUGCUUGAAUGGAGGGCAGGCAUUUACAGUGGUACCUCUGCAUGCGAACAGGAUCCGUUCUGGAGCCCCGUUCGCAUCCUGAAGCGAAUGCAACCCACGUCUGCGUGGGUCGCGAUUCGCUGCUCCUGCUCCUGCGCAUGAUGUCAUUUUGAGCAUCUGCGCAUGCGUGAGCGGCAAAACCCAGAAGUAGCGCGUUCUGUUACUUCUGGGUCGCUGCGGAGUGCAACCCGAAAAUGCUCAACCCGAAGCAUAUUUAACCUGAGGUAUGACUGUAUUUGAAUAAAAAGCAGCAUAGAAAUAGAAUCAAUCAGUCAGUCAGUCAGUCAGUCAGUCAGAGAAGCGUGUGUGUCUAGAAGCUAGAGUUAAAGGUAAAAUUUACAUUCCUUGCUCCACCUCGUUUCUGCCUUUAGCCCCACCCAGCAUUGGGAGGUUGCUCAGAAGGCAAUGUAGCUUUUGGGCUGAAAAAUUGUCUCCCACCUGAGAUAGAUGAUAGAAUUGUAGAGUUGGGAGGUACUCCGGGGGUCAUCUAGUCCAACGCCCUGCAGGACUUCUUCUUCUUUUUUGGGGGGGGUCAUCACAAGAAGUUGAAGCAGCAGUGGACCUGCAUUUUAGAUUGUUGGGAUGGGGUUGCUGUGACUAUCUCAGCCUACUUUGACAGCAGCAAUGAAGCUCGUCUCUCCAGCUAAAAGCAAACAAAGGCUGAUGCUUUUCCAUGAACUACUCAUGGACGCAGCAGACACAGGCUAAUGGCUGGUGCCUCCGUACAACAGAUCAUCUCCCGGAAAUAAAUGGAAUUCAUGCUUUUUGGAAAGAGCCUGCAAGGAGCGCGGGUUGGCUCCAGGGCAUCUUUUUUCAUUGAUGGCACAGAUGUACUAUACGUGCAUGUACAGUAAGCCCACAUUUAGCUUUAUGCACAUGGCAAAAAAAUGCAAACAUAAAUAGAAAUGGGGUGAAGUUCCAGGAAAAACAACUUUGGCAAUCCCAUCCACCAUUGCACUCAAUGGGUAUUGACUAUACAUGAUUUCAGCUUCAGGCAUGAUCCCCGGAACAUGACCCCCACGUAAAUUGCAAGCUUGCUGUAAUUGUUUCCAUUCCCAUUUUCCUUUAAAAUAUAUGGGGAAAUAUGUGGCUCAGUGGUAGAGAAUCUGCUUGGCAUGCAGAAUGUCCCAGGCUUUCACUACCAGAAAGAGCAUCGCGGGCUCCUACUAGAGGCUCUGAGAGUACAGUGAUUCUGCCUUUGGGCUUGCUGUAAGAUGCUAGUAAGUCGUUCCAUAGUGAUAGGCGUUUUUGACACCAUGUUGAGUUCCAGCACCUCACACUGCCAUUGCCUGAGCUUCUCGGAUGUCACAGAUGGGUCAGCGUGGUGGCCUAGGGUGAGCUGGAAGAAGCAGGAUCUGCAAGCCCCAGGUGUAGCCCUAAAAUCCCGUUGGGCUGGACUUUCACAAUUUCAUUCGCUGGGCUUUUGGUGCCAAGGGCAGAGAGAGGGAGGAGAGUGGUAUCACAUGGAAUCCAGGCUGUUCUGCUGUUUCCCAAAUGUUCUUUCUGCAAAGGGAAAAUGAAAUGGAUGCUUAUAAAACUGGAACAGUGUGACUCUGCGACGGAGGGAUUGGGGGCUUUCUAGAGUUGGCACAGUUGGCCACUGAGGGAAGCACUCAAAGAGGGAAAGCAGCUGUGGAGUCAGGAGAGAGCUAUCCAGCCUGUGGCUCCAAUACUUUGGCCACCUCAUGAGAAGAGAAGACUCCCUGGAAAAGACCCUGAUGCUGGGAAAGAUGGGGGACACAAGGAGAAGGGGACGACAGAGGAUGAGAUGGUUGGACAGUGUUCUUGAAGCUACAAACAUGAGUCUGACCAAACUGCGGGAGGUAGUGGAAAAUAGGAGUGCCUGGCGUGCUCUGGUCCAUGGGGUCACGAAGAGUCGGACACGACUAAACGACUAAACAACAACAACAUCCAGCCUGUGACUCAGUGACUCCAGCAAAGGAGAGUCCACCACAUCUGAAGGCAGUCUCUUCCACCCUCAAACAGCUCUGACCCUUCCAAUCUGGGAUGCUUCUCCUGACAAGAACAUAUGGAGAGUCUGGCUGCUGGAUCAGGACAAAAAAGGGCCCAUCUGGUCCAGCACACUGGAACAUAGCAUCAUUCCAGGGCAUUGUUGGAGGUGGUGGGAACAAAAAAAUGGCUGCCAUUCUCCAAAUUGUGGCUGUAGAAUAUUUAAAGAACAUCCCACAAAGGCGCUUUCAUUUUGUGGGCGGCAGGAGGUGGUUGAGCAUUUUCCCCAGAACGAAGUACUUUAAGACAAUUCAAUUCCACUCACGUUCUGGCAUCCAUCACCCACCUCAGUAGGCUGCACCCACUUCAGAGGCCUUCCCUUGCGGCCUCCCCCCUCCCACCACAGGUUUCUUACUACAGUGGUACCUUGGUUCUCAAACACUGCAAACCUGGAAGUAAGUGUUCCGGUUUGUGAACUUUGUUUGGCAGCAGAAUGUGCUCCGUUUUGAGUGUUUCGCUUCCAAUUUGAGUGCCAAACUUCCAUUUUGAGUGCUACGCUGAGGUCUAUCUGGUUUUGCUAUUUAUUUUGCGUUUUUGUGGCUCAUUUGUUUUUGUUUUUGUGACCGUGUGGAACCCAGUUCAGCUACUGAUUGAUUGAUUGAUUGAUUGAUUGAUUGAUUGAUUGACUGCAGUACAGUGGUACCUCAGUUUAUGAACUUAAUCCGUUCCUGAAGUCUGCUCUUAAACCAAAUCCGUUCUUAAACUGAGGUGCGUUUUUCCUAAUGAGGCCUCCUGCCACCAGUGGCCUUCCACUGUUUGGCUUACAUUCGUAGACCAAGGUAAAGUUUGCAAACUAGAACACUACUUCUGGUUUUGCGGAGUUCAUAAACUGAAUACACUGGUACCUCUGGUUGCGAACGGGAUCCGUUCUGGAGCCCCAUUCACAACAUGAGCAAAAUGCAACCAACGUCUGCGCGUCUGUGCGUGCGCGAGUCGCGAUUCGCCACUUCUGCGCAUGCGCGAGUGGUGAAACCCGGAAGUAACCCUUUCCAGUACUCCCAGGUCGCCGCGGGAUGCAACCUGAAAACGUGCAACCUGAUGCAAAUGUAACAAGAGGUAUGACUGUAGUUUGUAAACAGGACUGUUCGUAAACCACUGUACAUUGUUUCUUGCUUUCGUUUUAUGGAUCAAUGGUCUCCUUAGAUAGUUAGAUUCAUGUUAAAUUGCUGUUUUAGGGGUUGUUUUUAAAAGUCUGGAACGGAUUAAUCCAUUCUGCAUUACUUUCUAUAGGAAAGCGCGCCUUAGUUUUGGAACAGAUUCCGGAACAGAUUAAGUUUGAGAACCAAGGUACCACUGUACUUAAAGAGAAAUUGGAGAGCUGGGCUGUCCCUGAGCUGGGCACUGCUUCCACAAUUGAGCUGAAGACUGGGAGUGAACCCUUCCUCCUUGGAUUAAGCUUGUGGGGGGGGGGACUGCUGGUGGUGUUGCGGUCACUCCCAUGGCUCUCUGUGUGUUGUGCGUUCCCUGAUCCGUCCCUCUCUCCCUCUCUGUCUUGCAGGAGUGGGCGGACGUGUGCUGCAGAGGCCUCCGGAGCGUUCAUGCCUACAUCUUGGUCUAUGACAUCUGUUGUUUUGACAGCUUUGAGUAUGUCAAGACCAUUAGGCAGCAGAUCCUGGAAACAAGGUAAAAAUAUGCCUCUGCUCAACUUCACCUGGGAUCUGACUGGAAAAAAGGGGUGGUGGCCGUAGAGCCAGAUGUUAAUUCAGGGAGACUCAAAAUGAUGGGUUGUCCCAGUGUGUGGCAGCUGUGAGAAAGGCACAUUUCAGUCCUAGGGAAUCAUUGAAAAUAAAACUGCCAAUAUUGUAAAUGCCAUUCUGCAAAUCCUAUGGUUGCAGCCACAUUUGGAAUAUCCCAUACUCAAGGGGAGGAGAAACUGGGGAUAUCCAAUGAGUUGCAAAAUCCUGGGAGCCUAGACCAGCAUCCGUCUUCCCUCCAGCCAAUCCCUUCUACUUUAUACAGAGUGAUUUCCUGCCCCAGGUUUCUCCCCGAGAACAGGGCAAAUUCCUGCCUUUACAAACUCUGGUCUUAGAUUUCCCAUGGCAUGGAACCCAAGUGAUCUAGCACUUGGAGUUUCUCAAAUCCUGAGAAUGACAAACACGAUCAUAUACACGCUUAACUUUCUUAAGAGAAUAGAAGGAGAAGGGCAGUUGGAGCCAACAAGAAAAAAAUGUUCUCAAGUUCUCCAAAGAACCAGGUGUUCUUUGCUGGAUCACUAUUGCAAGGGACCUGCUGUAACCUAAGAUGUAAGAAGGGAAGAAGAACGUGCUGGAUCAGGCCAAUGGCCCAUCUGGUACAGCACCCUGUUCUCAGAUGCCCCAUGUGGGAAACCCUCAAGCAGAACCCGAACUCAGCAGCACUGUACCCAACUGCAGUUCUCAGCAACUUGUUGGCAGGGUAGCUAAAUUGCAGCUAGGAAGCCAAAUCAUGUGCAAUACUGACUCUUUUCUUUAAAUUAAAACAAGUACUUGUUAAAAUAUUUAAAAAGCUUUUACUUGCAGAACCUAUAGCCAAAGAAGAAUAUAUGCAAAGUAUUUACAUUCACAUGUUCAUCCAAGCAUGGGCUUCCCCCUUUUUUUUGAAGAUUGCAGUUUCUUCACUAAACAUUCGAACAAACUGUGUCUUUCUCUCUUGUAUUCAGUCGUCUGUACAUGGCCUAGUUGGCCAUGCAGUUCCUUCAGAGAGGUUUCCCUUUUCUCCUUCCAGCAGAACUUCUCCUUACUGCUUAUCUGAGAGAUCAUCAACCUCUGUACUUCUUUCCACCACAUGCAUCCACACAGAAAUAUUAGCACUCCUCUCCUCUAUUGUGUUUAGAGAGAGAGUUAUCUAACACUGUCUCUUCUUCAGUGUUCAUGGAGAUGCAGCCAUUGUCGUCAAGUCACUCACACACAAAAAAGAAUGGAAAAUGUAUUAAGGUACCUAUCAUGUGACCAGUGCUAACCAAUCACACAAGAGUUACAGGGGAACAUUUGAGAAUUAAACACACAGCAAUGCAUUUAAGCAUUCCCAACUUCAGUAAAUUAAAUCACUAUACAGCUGUACCUUGGAUCUCAAACACCUUAGCUCCCAAACAAAUUGGCUCCCGAACGAUCGAAACCCGGAAGUGAGUGUUCCGGUUUUUGAACGUUCUUUUGGAAGCCGAAUGUCCGAUGGGGCUUCUGUGGCUUCUGAUUGGCUGCAGGAGUUUCCUGCAGCCAAUCAGAAGCCACGCUUGGGUUUUUGAACAUUUUGGGAAGUCAAACGGACUUCCGGAACGGAUUCCAUUCGACUUCCAAGCUACGACUAUACUUAAUACAUACGGCCAAAGUUGUUGAGCUGUUUUUCUUUUCUAUUUUGGCACAAAAUCUACACUUCCCGGCCACAUCCGGGAAAUUCCAGAUGUAUGGCAGCCCUAGGUGUGGCAGCCUCUGGGCGUGGCCUCUCUCAUUCUCCAACCAUUUAGGCUUCUCUUUCCCUCUCUCGGCAGGGUCAUUGGCACCUCCGACACACCCAUCAUUAUCGUGGGGAACAAGAGGGACCUCCAGAAAGGGCGGGUCAUCCCCCGCUGGAACGUCUCCAACCUGGUGAAGAAGACCUGGAAGUGUGGCUACAUCGAGUGCUCGGCCAAGUACAACUGGCACAUCCUCCUGCUCUUCAGCGAACUCCUCAAGAGCGUGGGAUGUGCCCGGUGCAAGCAUGUCCACACCACCAUCCGCUUCCAGGGCGCCCUGCGGAGGAACCGGUGCGCCAUCAUGUGA